AUGGAGUUUACUCAGCUGAGUCUAAGUAUCGCAGAAAAGACUGGAAACAAAAAUUCUGAAGGAACUGCAUAUAACAACCUUGGCGGUGUCUAUCACGAUCUCGGUGAUUUGCAGAAAGCAAUCGAGUUUUAUAAGCUGAGUCUAAGUAUCGCAAAAAAGACUGGAAACAAAAAUCUUGAAGGCAGAGCAUAUAACAACGUUGGCGCUGCCUAUCACGAUCUCGGUGAUUUGCAGAAAGCAAUCGAGUUUACUCAGCUGAGUCUAAGUAUCGUAAAAAAGACUGAAAACAAAGACUCUAAAGAAACUGUAUAUGGCAGCCUUGCUUAUAGAUGUUUCUCUUUUGGCGACGUAAUUAAAGCCGAGGAGUGUGCUAAAUCCUCUAUAAAACUGGUCGAGGAAAUGAGGCAUCUCCUGCCGGGGAAAGACGAGUGGAAAAUCAAUCUUCGGAAUAAGCAAGAUAGGAGUUAUACUCUUUUAAGGAGACUUCAAUCACAACAAGGUAGAACCCUUGAGGCACUUUUCACAGCUGAGGCGGGACGAGCACAAGCUCUCAUGGAUCUCAUGGAAUCACGAUAUUGCGUCAGGGAAUCAAUUCGACCGUCGUCAGAGCAGCAGAUGGAACUAAUAAUGACAAUUUCAGGACUUGUUUCUUCACCUACGAUUUUUGUAGCAGAAGAUGAAAAAUUAGUGAGUUUGUGGUUACUGCUUAAGGGACAGCAGUGUCAUUUUAUCCAAAAGGAGAUCAGUGUUGACUUAAAAUCACUAAUUCAGGAAACGUACCAAAAGAUUGGUGUCAAGGAUCGCUCUCGGGAUGAGCCAAAAGAUGAGAGAGAGAGAGAGAGUGUUGCUCUUAAAACAUUGCAUGACGUGGUUAUCGCUCCAUUUUCACACUUGAUAAAAGGUGACGAACUCAUCAUUGUCCCUGACCGCUCAUCAUUCUUGAUUCCUUAUGUUGCCCUUGUGGACCAGAAUUCGAGGUAUUUGUCUGAAACGAUGAGAAUUCGAUUGGUUCCAUCACUAAGAAGCUUGAGGCUGCUGGCAGAGUGUCCGGAGGACCGCCAUAGUACAUCUGGUGCACUGCUUGUUGGUAAUCCGUGGGUGGAAACUGUACGCAUCAAAGGGUCCAAAUUCCAACCGCUUCCGGGUGCUGAGAAAGAGGUACAAAUGAUUGGACAGAUUCUUAACAUUGAACCUCUCAUUGGUAGGAACGCUACAAAAGAACAAGUUUUGAGUAGGCUCAACUCAGUUUCUUUAGUACACAUUGCAGCUCAUGGUUGUGCAGAAAACGGAGAAAUUAUUUUGUCUCCUAAUCUUGCUGAUGCUAAAAAGCCGAAAGAGGAGGACUUUCGUUUGACAAUGAGAGAUGUUUUGGAUGCACAAUUGCGCGCCAAGCUUGUUGUCUUAAGCUGCUGUUUCAGUGCACGAGGGGAGAUCAAAGCCGAGGGCGUGGUUGGAAUUGCACGUGCCUUUUUAGGAGCCGGUGCGCGUUCUGUUAUUGCGUCCCUGUGGGCGCUCAGCGACGAAGAGACUUUGGAGUUUAUGAGACAUUUUUACCAACAUUUGGUAGCGGGGCAAAGUGCAAGUAAGUCCCUUCAUCAUGCCAUGGAAUGUAUGCGGGAGACUCAAAAAUUAAAAGCCGUGAAGUACUGGGCGCCAUUCGUGCUGAUUGGGGAGGACGUGACAAUGAAAUUUGGCCAAUGA
Porites lobata is the source of this 1701-nucleotide messenger RNA. The record is from the annotation of a GenBank genome assembly. Lineage: Eukaryota; Metazoa; Cnidaria; Anthozoa; Scleractinia; Poritidae.